This is a messenger RNA of Gryllus bimaculatus (two-spotted cricket), 1613 nucleotides long. The record is from the annotation of a GenBank genome assembly. NCBI's taxonomy places the organism in Eukaryota, Metazoa, Arthropoda, Insecta, Orthoptera, Gryllidae.
UAUGAUAGUCCAGAAGCAGUUGUAGGACUAAUGCGGAUAUCAGCAUUCCAACCUUAUAUCUGGGGCAUCAACUUUAUUAUAUUAAGCGAUUAUGAGGAGCAUUAACUCUAUUUUAUUCGUGGUUAUUGAAGUCGGUCUCAAUGUUUUGUAUGUACGAUAUUACAUUAUUUACAAUAAGUGUAAUCCGUUUGUGUUAUAAAAACAAGAUUUAGAUGCAUGGAGCGCUUACAAAUCGGUUGUUUGCGCUCAGACGAUAAUUUUUCACCUACGGCUGACCUACAGGAAUUGCAUGGAGGUGAAAGGACGCGAUGCCCUAAAUAGUAUUACAUACACGCAGAGUAUAUUACAUGGUACACUGGGUGACCCCCAACAAUUUCUCAAAGAAUGUAUGUAACGUUCAACGAGUUCAAAAGAACCAUCACUCGUUCUAUGUAGUUUUAGCGUAGCCAAUAGACGCAUGGCUGCAGUAAAGUGAGAGGUGUGGAGUAUACCCGAGAUCGCGUAAUCGUGUGUUUGACACAUUGGUGAAGCAAGUUCAGGAUUUCUCCGGUUUGUAGGUUAAUGACAUCGUAUCAGUCUAGUAGUAUGUUGUAUUAGCUGUGAGGAUUUGCCGUCGAGGGAAGCGUUAUCGAGAAUUUCAUAGGGAUAUGAAAAUAAAUUCCUUCACUGUAUACGUUCUCCUUACCUGCGCUAUGGUCGCAAGAAAGUGGAAACAUAGUUUAUAACACAUACUUGUGUUAUGUUCGAAUGGAAACAUAAAUUUGUCGGUGAAACACUGAUGCUAUUACUUUCACUGCCGUAGCCUAAAUCUUCCGUAGAUUAGCGUUUUGUAAUGUAAAUGCCGCGAAAAGCGUAUGAAUGAAAAUACGGGCGCGUUAAUGCGUGUCAUGAAAGUGAAACUGAGUGAAAGUGAGCUGUAAAAGAGCUGGUUCAAGUUAGCAAUAAAUGGUUGUACGUUUUGAAGUCGAGUAGAAAUUUAAAGGAUGGCUCAAGAGCCAGAUGGAAUCAACCUAACUAACCAAGAAUUGCAAAUAUUGUCGGAACUUGACAGCCGUCAAUUCGGUUUCCUGAAGCUGAGUUCCCCAGAGCAAACCAAAAAGAAGGAAUUGGUUUUGAAGGCUGUCAAGUACCUUGAGCAGAUGCUUGUUCAAGCGCAAAAACAAAAAGAAUGCGCAAAACAUUUUGAAAAAAACGAAGCAUCUGCAGAUAAAGAAAUUAACAUUGACCCUAAAACUUAUUGCAAGUUGGGUCAUUUCCAUCUUCUCCUGGAAGACUAUGCAAAAGCAAUGUCUGCAUAUCAAAAAUUUUUUGGCCUUAAAGCUGACUAUUGGAAAGAUGCCUCUUUUUUAUAUGGGCAAGGACUGGUAUAUUUCCACUUCAACGCCUUUCAGUGCCUACUAUGGUUGAAUAUUGAAGAUCAUUACCAAAAAUUGAAGCACCACAUGGUAUCAAGAACAUAUGCCAUUACAGCAUCACCACCACCACCACCACCACGCCCACCACCACCCACCACCACCACCCCAACCACCACCACCACCACACCACCACCACCACCACCCACACCACCACCACCACCACCACUCUCUGGCUCCAUGAUUGUAGAUGGUUGUUGA